Acanthoscelides obtectus is the source of this 450-nucleotide messenger RNA. The record is from the annotation of a GenBank genome assembly. Lineage: Eukaryota; Metazoa; Arthropoda; Insecta; Coleoptera; Chrysomelidae.
AUGCAUCAAGCAAUAACACAGACGGAUAAAAAGUUGACACCACUAAACCUUUCAGAAAAAUCUUUCGACCCUGAGGCAAAGAUAACCCCAAUGCAGGAUCUGGUUCGCCAAUGGAAAGCCAAACCACUACAUGGUCGGUAUAGGAGCCGCAUAGAAGACAACGCCAUUGACACGAAGGCUUCCCAAGGAUGGUUGCAGUCAGGUAAUCUGUUCCUGGAGACGGAGGGCUUCAUAGCCUCCAUCCAGGAUCAGGUAGUCCCAACAAAGUUGUACCGAAAGCGUAUAAUGCAUGAGAACGUUGACGAUAUCAGAUGCCGCAUAUGUGGGGAAAAAGAUGAGCACAUAGAUCAUAUUGUAGCAGGCUGCUCUCCCUUAGCUCCUAAACAAUAUCUUGAAAGGCACAAUGAUGUGGCCAAAAUACUUUAUCAAGCUUUGGCUAAAAGCAUCUAG